This is a messenger RNA of Paramuricea clavata, 10129 nucleotides long. Lineage: Eukaryota; Metazoa; Cnidaria; Anthozoa; Malacalcyonacea; Plexauridae. The record is from the annotation of a GenBank genome assembly.
AUGGAGUCAGACAGUGCUAACGGACAGGAGGAAGGUACAUCUGAAUUACAAGCCAAGAGCAAUAAACGAAGUAUUUGCAGUAAAACAGUUCAUGGAACGAGACGAAUUCUGGACUUUAGUCUUGAUGAUGAUUGUAACGAGAUUGUUAGCUCGUCUCAAGAAGCUAUCUGCACAUGUUCACGCACAGCAAGCGGAAAAAAAUCAGUAAUGUCAAAGCAAGGUAUAAGGUUUGCUUCAGAAAUCUUCACACUUUUAUACUAUCCUCAGUAGAUUGUUCUUUAAUCAUUUCAGUUUUAAGGGUGGGUGAGUUGGCGCAUUAUUAGAGAAAUUACGAUUUUAGAACGGCAACGAGACGGCCAGAACAAACUCCUUCAAAUAAAUAGUAGCAAAGAUAAUUCGUGGUAUAUUAUCAAUCGUAUGAAUUUAGUACAGUCUUAGAAGUUGAAGACAUGGGUUUUAUGUUUGGGAAGAGUUCUGCUGAAACCAUUUUGCAGUUGCACUUUUUGCGGCUUGAAAUGCAGUCGUUGUAUCAAGACGUGAAAGUCUGUGAUUUGCGUUACAAACAGAGCAUGGACAAUGUCUAAAUGAUUCAUAUAUUGUAAUUAUUCAAUUCUUUUCAAUGAUUUAUUGUAUUAAUAGCCGUAGCGUCGCGUUGCCGUCCUAAAAUCGUAAGGUCUCUAUUAUGUAUGUAACCUCAAUCGUUGUGUAUUCAUAUAUAACGUCAUUUUAUGGGGCUUUCUCUAAUAGUUUUUAAAAACAUUUAGAGAUUGUUAGCUCGUCUCAAGAAGCAAUCUGCACACGUUCACGCACAGCAGGCGGGAAAAAAUCAGUAAUGUCAAAGCAAGGUAUAAGGUUUGCUUCAGAAAUCUUCACACUUUUUAAAGCAAGAGAUUUAAAUGAUUAAUUGAAGUACUGUACUGUAUCAGGGUUCGUAGCGGUCUUUGAAAUCCUUGAAAGUCUUUAAAUUUGAAUGCAGGUCUUUAAGGUCUUUGAAAAGUCUUUGAAUUGUGUGAAAAAGUGAAGAAAGUCUUUAAAAGUCUUUAAAUUCUUUAGUGAGUAUGGACGAAAAAAUGCAUUUUAGGAUGUUAUUUGACGGAACUAAUUACCUGGUAAAAAUGGUGCUUAUAUAUCGCAAUUUUUCAACAGCUGAUUGCUCUCAAAGGUCUUUGAAAAGCCUUUGACAACAGGCAGAAAAAAUCUUUGAAAGUCUUUGAAUAUUUUUGGUCUUGGAGACUACGAACCCUGUAUAUACUAUCCUCAGUACAUUGUUCUUUAUUUUCAGUUUUAAGGGUGGGUGAGUUGGCGCAUUAUGAGAGAUAUUAGAGACCUUACGAUUUUAGGACGGCAACGCGAUGGCAACGGCUACCAAUACAAUAGAUCAUUGAAAAGAAUUGAGUAAUUACAAUAUAUGAAUAAUUUAGACAUUGUCCUUUAGAGAUUGUUACCUCGUCUCAAGAAGCAACCUGCACACGUUCACGCACAGCAGGCGGGAAAAAAUCAGUAAUGCCAAAGCAAGGUAAGGUCUCUCGCCGUCUAACCGCCUCGCGUGGUGGCUAGCUCAGCUGUGCAUCUUCGCCGCACACGUUGGGAAAACUGCUCAACAGCAACAUAAUUGACAAAAUCGUUUGCAUUUUCCUUCAUUUUGUUGAAUGUCACAUGAAGAAACUAUGGUUUCUCAUCGGCUAAAUGAUUCAAGCAGCUCAGCACUGAGCUCGCAACAUCCGCAGACGUUGACAUUUUUUCCUCGCGAGGUGAAAAAUAAUAAACACGGUAGAUAUUUUCCUCAAGGCCUCAAGCGGUCAAAUCCUCACGAAAACUAUCGCACACGACAGAAACUUGCUAAGCUAGCUGCCACGCGAGGCGGUUAGAUCAGCAAGUUGCUCUCGUGUGCGGCAGACGUCAUGGUUAGAUAAUGAGGGUUGAUGCUGAUUGAAAUGUCAUCAUCUUUCAUCGUUUGUAUUCUGUUGUAAUUCAGACACGGAGAGCUCGGGAGAUGAAACACAGGAUCCAACAGAGAGUGAGAGCCCUCCGCAAAGAAAGAAGGUUGAUCAAAAUGACGAUGAAACACAGGAUUCAGCAGAUAGUGACAGCCCUCCGCAAAGAAAGAAGGUUGAUCAAAAUGACGAUGAAACACAGGAUUCGGCAGACAGUGGGAGCUCUCCGCAAAAAAGAAAAAAAGUUGAUCAACAUGACAACGAAACACGGGAUUCAGCAGAGAGUGGGAGAAAGAUGGAAGGAAGAAAGAAGGAAAGAAAUAAGGUGGAUGAUCUUUGCCGAGAUACAAGACGAAUUCUAAGAAACCUGACUGUAGCGAAUCGGAAAUUUAAGUAAGUUUGAACCAUCAGGAUUUUGAUCAUUUCACUCGCAGUCAGUAAAUUUCCAACUAAGUUUGAACUACAAUCCUGGCAAAAAUUAUCGUGGACAGCGCGCGCGUAAUUAGAUAUACCUGGCUUGCCCAAUGCUAUCCUUGCGAAAAUGGCAAUUUUCAACUUCCCCCGUUCAAUAUUAAAAGCUUAUGAAUUGGUUAGGUGGAAUCCUCGUAAAAACAAUGCCACGACCAAUAUUGUAUUGUACAUACAGUAUAUGAACUGCAUAUUAGUUUGCCUUUGUUUUUUGCUGCAAAAUUUAUCAAAUGACAUCCCAUUAGUACAGAAUCAAUUACAUUUUAUUAUAUACGUGUCAAAGUUUAUGUAUUCUUGCAUCUCAGUGUUAAUAUGUAUUAAAUGAAUAAGUGUUAAGGUGACUCGGUGCAGCUUUUAAUAAAUAAUCAAAAGUUAAAUUACAUUAAUACCGAACUAUUUGCCAUGUUGAGACGUUUUUGUUGCUACAUAUGGCAAGCGGUUACGUAAUUUAGGUUCAAAAAUUCAAACUACUCAGUUGUUAUUUCAUAUAAAUUAGAUCAUGUCAUCUUAGCUAAAUUUGUUUUUCAUUAAAUUAAAGUAAUAUUUGUCCAAAAAACGGAUCUAAGUAAACAUUUUCCAUUUUUUAAGUGUCCUUCAAAAUUAUAGAACAUGACAUUGGUAUAAUAUAUAAAUUUUAUGUUUUCUUGACUAGAGAAAUUAUCAAAGAUCCUUAUCACAAAGAUGACACGGAUGACGAAGUAGGAAGCGCUGAUAGACCUAACAGGUAAGAUCAUAGGAUAAGAAAACACCACUAAACUGAAGGCUUCGCAAGACUUGACGAUUUCACGAUAGAGCAGGUAGUUCGUUGUCUUCAGGUACACAGCCAGAAAUCUCACAGGCCUGUCGCAAGCUGUUGAUUUUACCGGCUUGCGGCAAGUUGUCAACAAGUCGCGACAGGUCUGUUGGUUUCGUCAGGCGGUAACAGGCUUGCGGGAACAGGUCUGUCACAAGCUGUUGACAACAGAGCCGUAGCGACUUGUUGAAACAACCCGCUACAAACCUGUUACUAACAAGGGAUAACAGGUCCGAUAGAACAACUUGCAGCAAGUCUGUUGAAAUCAACAGGUCUGUUCCAACUUGUUCCAACAGGCCUGUCGCGAGUUGUUUUUGUCAAGUCUGUAGCAAGCUUGUUAUCAGACCUGCGACAAACCUGUCCACAACAAACAAUUUUUGUCCUGUCACAACAAGUUUCAACAAGCCUGUUGUUGGGAAACAAAUUAAAAGUGUGAGUAAAGAGAAAAAUCGCACGAAAUGGACACUUCCGGCUUCACUUUCUCAUUCAAUCAUGGUCAUUGGUGGCAAUAUUAAAUCACAUAGGAGAGACUAUAGUCUAGUACACAGCCAAGUUCGCGCAACUUGCAGCAAGUCUGUCAUCAGGCCGCACGCGAAUUGUUGCCAUCAAGCCCCAUCUCAGAAGCGUUCGCUCGGCUUGUUGCGGCUCGACGAUACUUGCCCGCAUCAGCACGACAACAGGCUUGCUGCGAUUUGAUGUCGACAGACCUGUCGCAAUGGCGAUGACAACAGACUUGCUGCAAGUUGUCGUUAACAGACCUGUCGCAAUGGCGAUAACAACAGACUUGCAGCAAUUUGAUGUCGACAGAGCUGCAGCAAUGGCGAUGAUAACAGACUUGCAGCAAGUCCGCAGUUGACAUGACAACCAACGAUUAAACAUGCACUCGUUAUUCCCGCGUGUUUUCACACAUCAGAAUUCAAAAAGCAAAAAACACUCGCUUCAAAGUACUUUAGACAUUUUAUUUAUCGUAUAUGUAACUGAUCAUAAUACAAUUUUACAUAUGAAAUUACAAUAAAGGCAAAAACAUUGCUAAUAUAUACUGAAACCGAUGAAAUAUACUUCACUAUUUCAACGCUUAAAAAUUAUUCUCAAUUCGUAUUUUCGUAGCUGAUAGUGAUAGUCAUAGACAAUAUCAAAGCCAUAAACAAUGCUGUUUAUAUAAACUACAGGGGCCGGUUGUACGAAUGGUGGAUCAGAAUCGCUAUCCGGUGGAUAAGUCGCUAUCCAGCGGAUAAAUUUUAUCCGGAGUGAAAAUCGCGUUGUACGAAGCUUGGAUAGCGCUAUCCAACGGAUAAAAAUGCACUAUCCGUUGGAUAAAUUUAUCCGAAGGUAGUUUAAAUCAUUUAAAAGAGAUUGCUAUUGUGAUAGAAAUGGACAAAUAUACCCUGUUUAGAAGUCCCUUUUUUGACACUAUAAUAAACAUGGAAACUUACUUAAUAUGACUUCCGUCUCGCUUUUGACGUACACCGAGCUCAUUUUGACUUUUUUGAGUCACUUGCCCAUGAAAUAUAAUGCCAUGACUUUUCCAUAUUUUACGAAGACCAAUGUCAGUGCUUAGACGUUCAGUUUUCUGGCCUUUUUCCUUCAUUUUUUCUAUUAUAUAGCUCUCGAUAACAAGCAAUAAAACUUUCAUUCAAUGAGUUUCCUUCAACACCAAACAAAUAUAGCUGCAUAUAAAUAGACAACAAGGGGUCGAAAGUCGAAAAAUAUUGUUCGCUGGCCUUGAUCAGCCAAUCAAAUCUUGCGAGAAAAUGUUCUUAAAAUUGUUUUGAACCUAAGUGAAAGGUCAAAGAACAAAUAUUCGGACAGUACAUAAAAUAAAAUUGAAUCGACGUACUAAAACAAGAAACAAAACUCGCAGUCUUUGCUAUUGCCUUCGCAUAAAGAAGCCAAAAAUCUUUUAAACAAAUAUCGAUAAGUAGAUAGCAAACUCUUCACUGUGGGAAACGAAGUAUUGCAACGAUUGGACGAGAAAAACUCCAGAUAUAAACAUGAACAAAAAACCUUUAUUGCAAGUUGAUAGUUCAAAGCCAUAACUUAUCCACCUUUCGUACAACCGGCCCCAGAAAAUCUAGACGUGGAAAACACAGGAAAAUACUUUAAACUACCUAUAACUAACAAAAACUAUUGUAGCUAAACAUUAAAAAGGUCUUUUCUACUCUCCCACGAUGUCUGCAAGAUCCAUACAGACAGCAGAUUGGUCGGAUUGUGUCCGAUGAUCGAUCACGGAGUUCACCGGUUGUCUUCUACACAAAUUUAACAAAUACAAAUCAAUCGAGAAAGAAACACAAUAAAUAAAGAAAGCCUAUAUAGAAGGAUACACCUUACCUGAAAUUUAUAAUCCUCUGAACAAAGGCAAGAAAUUUAACUGCAAAUUCACCUCGAAAUUCAUUCCCUUCCUGUUGUCAAACUUCGCUGUAAAAAGUCAUUAUUGCUGUCGUGACUUAUUUUACCGUUUGGUUUUUGAAAAAUUGUUAACAGCAUUGUUCAUAACAGGUCUGUUCACAUCAGGUCGAAAUAGGCCUGUUGAUUUCAUCAGACUUGCUGCAAACUGUUAACGACAAGCCUGUUGCCACUUGUUUUCAACAGCAUUGCUGCAAGCUGCGCUCAUCAACUUGCUGCUGGCCCGCGGUCAUCCAGUUGCGACAGACAUGUAGCAUCAGGUCUGUAGCGGUUUCCCUUAUUGUUUGACGUCCACGAAAAUUUUCAUCAGCUUGCGGCGGCCAGGUAAAUUCCGCAACUUGCAGCAAGUCUGAGAGAUUUCUGGCAGGUACAAAGUGCCGGUUGUACUAGCCAGGAUGGCGUGAUUGAUGACGAAUCGCUUGUAAAAACGCGGACAAAUACUUGCUCGAGUUACGCUUCUGGUAUAACUUCCUAUUCUGUGCCGCGGUCAUCCAGUUGCGACAGACAGCACAGAAUACUACACAGAAGUCCAUCUCCAUUGUUUUUUGCGUAAGCUCUAUUCGUCAUGAUUCGUCACUCAGCAAGUACCGUAAACAGAAGCAGUCACCCCCCUGAACAUACGCCAUUUUUAGUAUUUCCAGGGGGGUGACUGCUUCCGUUUACGGUACUUGCUGAGUGACGAAUCAUGACGAAUAGAGCUUACGCUAAAAACAAUGGAGAUGGACUUCUGUGUAGUAUUCUGUGCAGACAGGUAGCAUCAGGUCUGUCGCGGCUUGACGUUUUCAUCAGGGCUGACGCAACUUGUCAUCAGCUUGCGGCGGCCAGGUAAAUUCCGCAACUUGCAGCAAGUCUGAGAGAUUUCUGGCCGUGUAGCAUCCCGCAUAGGUACAACAAAAUUUUCAUCAAACCAUAAAACGUUUGUGCAACUUUUUCAUCUUUCUUGCAGUCUUGAAAACAAAAUUUAUAUGCGGGUAUGUAGAAAAACUAUCAGAGUUCAAUAUGGUAUAAUUUUUUAUCAUGUUUUAUUUACGUGUGCGAAGUAUUUUGCGUUUUGCCGAAGUGGUAUAUUCGUCAGUUGAGAUAUAGUUGCCAACCUUAGGUAUAAUCUAUAUAUAUCAACACUGCUUUUCAAUUGAGUGCUUGCGACGCGCGACAAAUGACAGAGGAAUGGGGCGAGCUUAAUAUAAAUUGACAUUUGGAAGCAUUUGGUGCAUUCUACACGCCGUUUUGGGCUGCCUAUGGAAAUACUUGUCUAAAUUUCGCCGCCAUAUUGGAUUUUGUUGUUUUGAUUUCCCACUCCCCCCAGCCAUCACAAAAAUCAUUAAUUGCACUGCUGGAGAGUGCAAUUAAUGAAAUAAUUGCACUCCUCUUAACCAAUCAGAUUGCAGUAAUUUUGUCAUGUAUAUAAUAAAUGGAAUACACGAGAAAACUGCGUGUGUGUUUUGGGAUUUCUCGUUAAGGAAUGGUUUAGGAGACUGGUCACAAGCUGGUUGUGCUUACACAGGAUUAAAAGAUGGAAUUGUUACCUGUCGUUGCUUUCAUCUUACAAACUUUGCUAUUUUAACGGUAAGAAUAAUUAUGGUAAGAAUAAAGCAUACAAAUUAUAAUGGUAAGAUUCUGUAUCAUAUUAAAUGACAUAUUAAAUUAAACACAAAUUAUACUGGAUGGCUGGAAUUGCCAUAUAUAUCUUCAAUACGGGAAUCGAAAAACCUCAAAAUACAAAAUAAACAUUGAAGAGUACUACAAACGUUAGGAGAAAUCAAUUAACAGAGACAAGUAAACAAACGGAAGACAAAAAGCGAUCAAUUAGUGGAUAAUCAAAUAGCAAUUAAAGAGUCAUUGUCAACCACAAUGUAUUGUGUGCCCAAACCUGCUUGGCGGCCAUUUUAAUGGUGGGAUAAUAGAUGUUUUGGUUUUCAAUCCAUAAUACAGUACUACCAUCCUGUGGUUAUGCUUGCUUAUUUUAACUUUUUUUACUAAAAUUGCACCAAAGAAAUGUUUAUAAUCGUCAUUUGUUGCUAUUUGUCACUUCCGAAGGUAAGAUGUAAACAGAUGCAUUGAGGUUGACAAUGACUCUUUAAGCAAACAGAAUACACCAGAAAAGAAUCAGUUCGACACACAAGCAAAUAAACCCAGUAAAUUGCAAACAACGGCCUGUAACUCAUUCAUAACAGUAAAUUCAGCAACAUGUUCAGCAGAUUAGUUGCUGGAUGGGUAAUUGUGUGACAUUUCACACCGACUUACAAGUUCUCGAGACUUCUGAGCUCUAUACCCUAUAGAUUCGUUAAUUUCGUGAGAUCCAUGUAAUGUUUUUUUAAUUGAAGAAUAUUUAAAUUGCAAGCAUAGAAGAAUAGUGCUUGAAACAAUCUACUGUUAGUUCGCUGUCUCAAUUUAAGACUCAAUUAAAUCUACUUCGUACAUAUAGACAUAGUUAUUGCAUGCUUGAUAUAUUUUAAAUAUAUGUGUACAUGAGUUUAGUUCGUGGGUGUGCACCGCCCACUGAAAAAACAUGGAAGUGACGUGCAUGGGUGUCGUGGAUAAAUAUAAUAAUAAUAAUUAUUAUUAUUAUUACUGCAUGUACGUCAUCCCUCGUUUUCAACUUCUUCCACCAACAAAUAAAAUCGUCUAGUCGUCGGCCAUUGGAGUUAAAUGCUUCAAGUCACUCUUGGAGUAGUUUAACACAGCCUAAAACGACUAUAUGAGCACCAAGUUAAACAAUGCCAUGCAAGAAGAAAGCAAUCGGCGUAUUGACAAACUGUAGAGGACUUCUUUCAUCUUUGGUUGAGAAACCUUUCUUUGUGGCCUAACUUUAAUACUUCAGGUUUAUAUUGACUUUGUCUAAAGGACUUUUUUAAAAUAUCCAUUGAAAACUUUUUUGUGUGUGUUUUAGGAUGUUUAUAUAAAAGAACGUAUUGACGAAGUUCAUGAAAAAGCACUGAGUAUAAUAAGUUAUAUUGGCUGUGUUCUAUCAUUAGUUGGAUUGAUUCUAACCAUCAUCACAAUUGUAUUGCUCAAGUAAGUUGUGACUUAAUUGAUUGCUUCUUUAAUUUGUUAAUCCUGCCUCAAACUGGCGCAAGGAAACAGUGAAAAGGACGAGUAUAUGCCGUCCAAACAACUGAAAUAGCGAAAACUGCGUUGUGUAAAAAAUCGUGCAACCAGUAUAACGUUACCCAUUGUGGAAAUAUACAUGGUUUAGAACGGAUUAAGUUCCUUUAUUCUGUUACAUAAAUUUUGUUGUGCAACAGCGUAUUACGCCGUAUAUAUACCAAUAACUUGACCAGAUGUUACAUUGAUAUAUUUUAUGAAAUUUUCACUUUCUUUUCAAUUUAGAGACCUUCGAACCAAAACUCCAACCCAGAUCUUACUUAACUUCUGCAUAGCCUUAUGUCUGACAUUGAUUGUGUUCGUUGUGGCUGCUGAGAGAUCCAAGACUUCCUCAAUAACAUCGUGUCGGGCUGCAGCAAUAGCUCUACAUUACUUUGUCUUAGCUGUGUUUACGUGGAUGGCUAUCCAAGCAUAUAAUAUGCACCUCAGUUUUGUGAAAAUUAUGCCAACAGACCAUUCCCACAUUAUGAUCAAGUAUCUUAUUGCAGGAUGGGGUAUGUUAAAGGAAAGGAGUAGCACAAAAAAUUGAUACAAAAUUUUUAGUCUCAAACACUUGUUUAUCACCGAAUUUACCUGCUGCCAUAAUUUUUUAUAUACAGUAUAUACCAAGUGACAAAGUUUAUGUUUCAUGCAUCUCAUUAGAAAAGAUCGUAUUAUUUAAAAGCCACGAAAUUCGCCUGUCUCCUGGAAAUUAACAGCUGUGAGCGGUGGAUAUUUUAACUUUUAUUCACCAGUGAAUAAUAAAAUUUUUGAGUUAUGAAGCAAAAAUCAUGGAAGUUUUCUGUGUUUUUUGUUUCGGACUUUCGGGAAACAAUAUGUUUUAUGGACCCUCAAGUGUUAAUUGUGUGGACACGUACAGCCUGGUUUUCAUAUUGUUGUAACUUUCGCGAACGUGUCGUGAAAUGUUUGUCGUAAAUUAUUUUAAUUUACGCUUGUUUCCUUUAAUGGUUGUAACUGUCGUGACACUGUCGGCUGUCGCAAGUUAAUUUCGUACCCAGGGACCGUACAAGCAGCUGACGACAGUUUUAAAAAGACAAACGCGGUCCCCCCAAAGGGAACAUUUGCUCCCCCCUGAUUUUCGCAAAACUGUUGCCACGCAGUCGUUUUUCUGCUUCCAUUAAAACAUAACCGUCACGUUUUUACUCGAGCCUAUCUCGACAGACACUGUAAGUUGUAACUCUCGUGAACUGUGUGCCCAGCCCCCCCCCCCCCCCGCCCGGUACGCCCAUGCUGGCGACAGUUAUAACACGUUCGCGACAGUUACGACCAUAUGAAAACCAGGCUUAAGUGUUAAUUGUCAUGCACAUAGAUGUAAUUAAUUACUCAUAUACUGCCUUUUUUGUUUCUUCACUUUCAAGGAUUACCAGCAGUUAUCGUUGUUAUUACAGCAUCCUUGGAAAUUGAAGAAUAUGGCGACAAAAAUUAG